This is a messenger RNA of Gaeumannomyces tritici R3-111a-1, 2550 nucleotides long. RefSeq lists its product as hypothetical. Gene Ontology annotation, biological process: regulation of transcription by RNA polymerase II. NCBI's taxonomy places the organism in Eukaryota, Fungi, Ascomycota, Sordariomycetes, Magnaporthales, Magnaporthaceae. Gene Ontology annotation, molecular function: zinc ion binding; DNA-binding transcription activator activity, RNA polymerase II-specific. The coding region runs from base 1 to 2247 and encodes 748 amino acids. The record is from RefSeq and is a predicted model, not a curated record. The transcript is spliced from 2 exons.
AUGAUGAGCGGGUUUGGCUCCCAGCCGCUGCAGAUGCAGCCCCAACCGCCGCCCAAGAGGCCCCACGGGCCCAGGCUCUACCAUAAGAAGAGUAAGACGGGGUGCUACCGGUGCAAGGGGAGGAGAGUCAAGUGUGACGAGAAGCGUCCCGUAUGCGGGGGCUGCAGCAGACACCUGGUCGAAUGUGUCUACCCGACGGCCACGGCCGCGCCAGGCGGCGACGGCGUCCGACACCGGCGGACAAGGGCCGCGUCCUCCCGCAGCAGCGGUGAGCCACAACGCCAGCCACAACGCCAGCCACAGCAACAGCAACAGCAGCAGCAAGCAGCGGCGCGGCCGUCUCUGGACACCGUCGCCCUGGAGCCCUCCCUGGGCUCGCCUACCGCGGGCGGCGGCGGGCAGCAGCACGGGCGAGGGCCGUCGCCCGAGGACGACGAGGACAUCGCCCCGCCCGAGUGCCGCGAGCGCCGCGUCACCGAGAUGCGGUUGCUGUACCACUACCUCAUGACCCAGGCCCGCACCUUCAGGCGGCCCUUCAACCUGGCCUCGCUGCCGGGCACCGGCGCCAGCCCGGCCGGCACGGCGGCCUCGUCGCCCGCCACGGCGGCGACGCCCACCACGGCCCACAGCAGCACGUGGACCGUGGCGUCGGCCGGCAGCGGUAGUGGCAGCGGCAGCGGCAGCAGCCACACCAACAACCCGUUCGGCAGCAGCAGUCCCUUUAGCCACCACCACCACCACCACCACCAACACCUGCAGCAGCCUGGGCCGCACCACCACCACCCCAUUGCCCACCCCCAUCCCCAGCCGCAGCCGCCGCCGGCGGGGUCCGAGACGUUUGUGUGGAGCGUCGAGACCAUCGAGAUGGCCUUUGAGAGCGACGCCAUCCUCUACAUCCUCCUGGCCCAGUCGGCCCUCUUGUCGUGGGCCGAGGCGGUCGCGGCCCUGCCGCCGGCCGAGGCCGAGCGCGGUGCCGGCCACGGCUACGAGAACGUGGCCGACCCGGACUGCCACCGCUGGCGCCACCUGCAGCGUCAGUACGCCGCCAUGGCCCUGCGCGAGCACCGCCGCGCCGUCGCCGGCCUGAGCGUCGAGGAGGUGACGUCGGCGCAAGACGGCCCCGGCCCGGCCGCAGUCGGCUUCUCCUCCCCCACGGCGACGCAGACGCCGCCCGGCCGCGCCGAUCACCACCACCACCACCAGCCGCCACCGCCGCCGCCAAGCCUGUCGUCCUCGCCGGCCGACUACGUCUGCAUGUCGAGCCUCAUGAUCCUCAGCCACGCCUUCGCGCUGGUGCAGACGGUACCGACGCGGCCGCGCUGGACGCCGCCGCUCGAGUGGCUGCAGAUGGGCCACGGCGCUGGCCAGGUGCUGGGCGUGGCCAAGGGCAUGCUGCGGCCCGGCCGCGACCGCAUGAUGCGCUUCUUGAGCGCCCAGCCGCGCUUCGACGGCGACGACAUCUUCACCGAGCCCAACCGCGCCCCGCUCAUGUGGCUGCUCGACCGCCCGCCGCCCCUGCGGCGCGGCGGGGGGGAGGGGGAGGAGGGGAGUGAUGGUGAUUAUGACGACGAUGACAACGUCGGGCCCCGCUCGCCGCCGCCCGACGAGGGAGCUGCUACCCUUGACCCCGACACGCCCGAACGGGUGGCGCCGCCGCCGCACAUGGACGAGGAGGUCGCCAUGGCCGACAGGGACGGCGGGCGGCACCAACACGGCGACACGGACGACGAUGCCAGCGCCGCCUCUGCACCCUCAAACCCGCACCCGUCCCACUCCCCCUCCCCGACCACUUCCCCCCACCCCUCCGACGCCCCCUCCCCUCCGACAGACACAGAACUCUCCGACCCAGACACCCGCGCCGUCUACGAGCGCGUCCUCUCCUAUAUCGGCUGGACCGAGCGCGCCGUGUGCCGGCACGUGGCGGACCCGACGACGACGGGCGAGGCGAACAACAACAACAACAACAACAACGCAGCAGUGGAGCCCCUCUUCGCCGUGUGCCGGCGCUUCGCCGCCUUCGCCGUGUGGACGCCCGAGGCCUUCCACGAGUUCCUGCGCGCGCGCCGCCCGCGCGCCCUCGUCGUGCUCGCCUACUUCUUCGCCCUCUGGAUCCCCUUCCGGGACGUCUGGAUGAUCGGCCCCGCGGGCCUGGACCAGGUUCGCGCCAUCCGCGGCGCCCUGCCGCCGCGCUGGCGGCCCAGGCUGGACCCGCUCGCGGCCAGGUACGGCAUCGCGUGGGGGGAGUGAAGGGGUGGACCUUUGAGGAGGAAUGAGGGUGGUAGUGGUAGUAGUGGUAGUAGUAGUAUUUGGGAGGAAAGGCGGUGCGGAUAGCUAGGGGGAGGACCGUGGUUGCAUGUAUUGGUAAAUGGAGAAGGGAGGUAGACAUGGAGCAAGGGGGCUCGUCCAGCGCUGGCGUAUUCGAGACCCGACGCCUUGUUACUAAACACCAUAUUGCCACGACUUGAAAUGUGCCUACCUAUUGUACAACAACCCGACCGAUCUGUGAGAUAGCAGCCGGGGAUGAAUAUUAGCAAUUCAAGACAUUAACAA